This is a messenger RNA of Neurospora tetraspora, 660 nucleotides long. RefSeq names its product RNA polymerase III subunit RPC82-domain-containing protein. Lineage: Eukaryota; Fungi; Ascomycota; Sordariomycetes; Sordariales; Sordariaceae. The transcript is spliced from 3 exons. Gene Ontology annotation, biological process: DNA-templated transcription. Gene Ontology annotation, molecular function: DNA binding. The record is from RefSeq and is a predicted model, not a curated record. The coding region runs from base 1 to 660 and encodes 219 amino acids.
AUGGCCCCAGGCCUGCUAGAGGAGGAUUUGGACCCGGCGUUGGACCCCCGACAAGUCAUCCGCAUCAACUACGAAAAAUGCACCGUCGAACUACGCAGCCGCCGGCUCGUCCAAUAUGUCAACGAGACGCUCGGAGAGACAACGGGAUACGUCUACGGUCAACUCCUUGCUGAGAACGAAAACAAAAGUGGGCAUCAUGGACGACAUCAUCCCGGACAACCUCCCGGACAACCUCCCUCCACCCGCCUUACCGGUACCUGUUACGAAUAUGACGGAUGCAUGACCUUCGACUCGGUCCCCUGGGUCGUCACCAUGAAGAAGAACGAGCACUACUUCCCCACCACCGAGCUGAUCAAGGAUCCCUCCGAGCCGCUGACGGGAUGGAGGAGAAUCACGUACGAGGGAGGCAAGAAGAUUGAGGGCGAAGGACACGAGGGGAGUGAGGCCGAGUAUAAGCUCGCGCUCUCUUUCUGGAUCGCACUGCGCAUGCGAACAUGGGGAGCCAUCGCCGAACGUAGUGACGAUGCCCGCAAGGGACAGCCAAGAAGCGCCAGCCUCAACACCACCAUCACCCCUAUUGCCGAGCGGCAGGAACUUUUUACUUCAGUUCCCUCCGCUCCCAGCGCCCGCCAUGCAUGCUGGCGGUGCUGUUCCCUCUGA